Messenger RNA from Caretta caretta (loggerhead turtle), 10159 nucleotides. It is a transcript of the gene NFATC2, whose product is annotated as nuclear factor of activated T cells 2. Lineage: Eukaryota; Metazoa; Chordata; Testudines; Cheloniidae. Gene Ontology annotation, cellular component: transcription regulator complex. The record is from RefSeq and is a predicted model, not a curated record. Gene Ontology annotation, biological process: calcineurin-NFAT signaling cascade; regulation of transcription by RNA polymerase II; cytokine production. Gene Ontology annotation, molecular function: DNA-binding transcription factor activity, RNA polymerase II-specific; transcription factor binding; RNA polymerase II cis-regulatory region sequence-specific DNA binding.
CAGGUGGCUGCUGAGAACAGGAAGUUGACAUUGUUCAUCUAGUUAAUUUCACACUCUUGUCACUGAGCUGCUGUGUGACAGGGGGUAGGAGCGGGGGAUCACUCACCCAUCACACAGACAGCCGGGGACUCCUCACCUCACCGUCCCAUUCCGGAUUAUUUAGACAGACCAGAGUGGACCUUGCUUGAAAAGUGCCGCUGACUGAGCUGAGAGGUGAUAACAGGAGCUCGGGAGAUUUUUUUUUUUCUUUUUCAACUCCCGUUUCCCCUCAUACUUGGAAGGAUCUUGGGUUUUGGUGGGCGUGAAAUUUACAGCUUUUCAGCCAGGGAGGUGAACUUUUUUGCCCCCAUCUCCUCUCUCUGUUAAUAAAGCAGGACUUGGCCAGGCGACACAGAUGAGUUCCACCCAUAAGGAUCCGGAGUUUGACUCACAGCACGGGGACCAUGACCCAAAUCAAAAUGUCAGCCCUCAAGAGGAAUUCGACUUCUCGAUAUUAUUCGAUUAUGAUUACUUGAAGUGUAUAGAAGAAGAAUCGACUCCUUCACAUAAAACCAACAGCCCACCCACUGGAGUUACAUACCCUCAUGAUGAUGUCUUGGACUAUGGCCUCAAGCCAUACAGCCCCCUGGCUUUUCCUAGUCUUUCUGCAGAUCACAUGGGCAGAUAUGGACAGCCAGAUAGCAUAGGGUCAAAAUGCAACUUGGACCCUGUAAAGUCUGGGGCCUCUGCUUUGAGCCCUAGGAUUGAGAUCACUCCAUCCCAUGAACUGAUUCAUUCAGGGGUUCCCUUCCGCAGCAGAGACACAGAUCUUUUGGUAGAACAUCAGUCCAACUCAGCCACCGCUAGCCCAAGGUUUACACUGCCUGUCCCUGGCUUUGAGGGCUACAGAGAACCGCUGUGUUUGAGCCCAGCUAGCAGCGGCUCAUCUGCAAGUUUCAUUUCAGAGACAAAUUUCUCUCCCUACACAUCACCAUGUGUUUCACCAAAUAAUGGUCCUAGUGAUGACCUUUGUCCACAGUUUCAAAACAUCCAUACUCAUUAUUCCCCUAGAACCUCGCCAAUAAUGUCACCACGAACAAGCAUCACGGAGGAUACCUGCUUGGGACCACAUUCACCAUCACCCCGUCCCAACUCAAGGUCUUCAUCGCCAGGUGCAAAACGGAGGUACUCUUGCACUGAGCUCUGCAACUCUCAGCCGCCUUCCACUUCUCCACGACAGUCAAGAACCCCUUCUCCACAAGCCUCUCCUCACAUCCCUUUGAGAGAAGACAGCACUUUGCUCACUUACACCCAGUUGCCCAGCUCUUCUAGUCUCAUGGAUGCUAUGAACAACCUUAGCACGGAUCCUCCCUGUGGUGUUCCCAUGAAAAUUUGGAAAACCAGCCCUGAUCCCCCAUCAGUGCCUUCACACAAAAACAGCAUUCCAUGCCACGUCUUUCAGACCGUUGAUUACCUUGGGCCUUGUGAUCAGGAAGACAGGAGAAACUCAGCACCUGAAUCCAUUUUGUUAGUACCUCCAUCUUGGCCAAAGCAGCUGGUGCCUGCAAUACCCAUCUGCAGCGUACCUGUUGCAUCCCUCCCACCUCUUGAGUGGCCACUCUCCAAUCAGUCUGGCUCUUAUGAAUUGCGCAUUGAAGUGCAGCCAAAACCUCACCAUCGGGCACACUAUGAGACAGAGGGGAGUCGAGGGGCAGUCAAAGCACCAACGGGGGGCCAUCCUGUGGUCCAGCUUCACGGUUACAUGGAGAACAAACCCCUGGGUCUUCAGAUCUUCAUUGGGACAGCAGAUGAACGGAUACUUAAACCUCAUGCUUUCUAUCAAGUCCAUCGCAUUACGGGCAAAACUGUUACCACCACCAGCUAUGAGAAAAUCAUAGGCAACACCAAAGUUCUAGAGAUCCCCCUCGAGCCCAAAAACAACAUGAGAGCAACCAUUGACUGUGCAGGGAUUUUGAAGCUGAGGAACGCGGACAUCGAACUGCGGAAGGGGGAGACGGACAUUGGUAGGAAGAACACCAGGGUGCGGCUUGUCUUCCGUGUGCACAUCCCUGAAUCCAGUGGCAGAAUAGUCUCUUUGCAAGCGGCAUCUAAUCCCAUCGAAUGCUCCCAAAGAUCUGCUCAUGAGCUUCCAAUGGUUGAAAGACAAGAUAUUGAGAGCUGCCUAGUUUACGGCGGACAGCAGAUGAUCCUGUCUGGUCAGAAUUUCACAGCAGAGUCUAAAGUUGUAUUCACUGAGAAGACGUCAGAUGGUCAGCAGAUCUGGGAGAUGGAGGCAACGGUGGAUAAAGAUAAGAGCCAACCUAGCAUGCUUUUUGUAGAGAUACCAGAGUAUAGGAACAAACACAUCCGUACACCGGUGAAGGUGAAUUUCUAUGUCAUCAAUGGAAAAAGAAAAAGAAGUCAGCCACAACAUUUUACCUAUCACCCAGUACCAUCAAUCAAAACAGAGCCCAUUGAUGACUAUGAUCCAGCUUUAAUCUGCAAUACAGUACACAGUGGUCUGGGAACAGUAACACAGCCUUACUAUUCACAGCACACAAUGGUCACCGAAUCCCCUUCCUGUCUUGUGGCCACUAUGGCUUCCUGCCAGCAGUUGCGUUCAGGCCUAUCUUCUACUGAUUCUCGAUAUCAUCAACAGAAUCCAGCAGCUGUAAUAUACCAAAGAAGCAAAAGUCUCAGUCCUAGCCAACUAGGCUACCAGCAAUCCAGUUUGAUGGCCACACAGGUUUCCAUUUCAGAUGCACACAGGUCAGUGCUGGUACAUGCUGGUUCCCCAGGCCAAACCUCAGCUGUGCUCCACCACUCUCCAAGCAGUCAACAAUCUUCUCCCGUGAUACACUAUUCUCCAACCAAUCAGCAGCUGAGGUGUGGAAGUCAUCAAGAAUUCCAGCAUAUCAUGUGCUGUGAAAAUUUUACCUCUAAUGUAGCAAGACCCAGCCAGCCUCAGGUCAGUCAAGCACAAAGGAUAAGUCCAAGUUCAUAUCCUACCGUGAUUCAGCAGCAGACAGCCACAAGCCCGAGAGCAGCAAAAAAUGGACCACCCGUUAGUGAUCAGAAAGAAGUGUUACCAGCCGGAGUCACUAUUAAACAGGAACAGAACCUGGACCAGGCAUAUCUGGAUGAUGAGCUGAUAGAUACACACCUUAGCUGGAUACAAAACAUUAUAUGAAACAGAAUGACUGUGAUCUUUGAUCCAAGCAAUCAAAGUAAAAGUUAAUGAAAUUAUCAGGAAGGAGUUUUCUGGACUCCCUGCCAGAAAUCAGACAUAGAAGAAGAGAUUUGUGAGACAACUUUUACUGAAUCCUUCCAUAACUGACCUGUUUAGAUCCUUCCACUGCCCCUUCAACCUCCUGCUUCCUUAAUCGUUCAUCUCAAGGCACCAAUUCAAUGCAAGGAACAAUGUAUUGGCAUCAAGCUGACAGCCUUGACUAAGCAGCUCGCCACCUCUCUCUGUAAACAUCAAAAGGACACCCUUCCUUUAGUCCAAAGAUUGUAUUGUUCUCAUAUAACACGGUAUGUGUCUUGCCUGCUGCAAAAACAUAUAGAUAUCAUAAUAAGGGAGAAGAAAGGCGUCAUUCCAGAGCUCUGUUCUACAACAAAUGUGGUUAUAUAUUAGCACUUAAUUCAGUGGGGAUGAGAAAUAAGGGUAGAGGGAGUGCCUGCGUUUUAUAUAAGAUCAACAACACUUUGCAUUUAAAUAGCAACACCUUUCCAUCCAGAUCUCAAAGCCCUUUACAAACACAGGUUACACAUUAUUAUUCCCAAUGUUACCAAUGGGGGUAACUGAGGCACCCAGCAGUUAAGUGACUUGCACAAGUCAGGCCACAUCUACACCAUGGGUUCUACAUUGAUGGAAGGUGUUUUUCCAUCGCUGUAGGUAAUCCACCUCUCCCAGGGGCAGCAACUAGGUCAGUGGACAAAUUCUUCCAUCAACUUAGCUGCAUCUAUCCCGGGGUUUAGGUCAGCAAAGCUAUGGUACUCAAGAGUGUGGCCAUGUCAACCUAAUAUUUUAGAGUAGACCAAGUCUCAGUCUUAUCUGAGAACAGAACCCAGCUUUCCUGACUCUUACUCCUGUGCUCGGCACACCAAACUGUAGUUGCCACAUGAAUCCAAGACUUUCUUUGUUGUUUUUAAUAAGAGCUGAUGUGCUUUUGAAGGCGAGAGAUGCUUAAAGAAAAUUAAAUUAAAAGAGCAAUUACAAAUUUCUAACGAACAGCCCAAGUUAAAAUAACCCCUGAUAAAAUGAAGCGGAUGCAUCUAUUGGAGUUACAAAAUUCAAGCAGAAUUAUGCCUGUCAAAAGACUUUGUGAUUGACCCAAAUUAGUGGUUAGCCAAUACAUUGACAGCUUUUAAUUUUUUUAUUCUAGUAAAGUACUGCUGUUUAUUUUCAUGUAAAAUCUGCCUUCAAUUCGUAACUGCUCUCAUUUAGAAGCCACAACAUUUAACCAUGCAAGCUGCAGGGGAAAGUAAUUACAUCUAAAAGAAGCCACACAUUUAUUUGUCCUUUUUUCUUUUGCUUUGAAAAGCCAGCAGCAAUUUACAGAAAGGCUGAACCUCCUUGUUAGUCUAAUAAGUUAGCUAUGUAUGACUUCUUGCGCUAACACAUAGUUUGAAUAUACUGUGCUCAAGACAGUUAAUCACAGUAAGAAACAGAAUAUGGAUAAUAUUUGCCAUUUGCAGUUGCACAGCUAGUAAGCUUGUCAAGUUUCACGCUUUCCAUUUUUAGUGUGUUAUUGCUUCCGUGACAAGAUAAAAAGAUAUCAUACCUGGAUAAUAUAAAUACAUUAAGGGCUAACCAUAAUAUUGCUGCAAAUAUGUAAUAAUCUUUUGUUAAAUUAAUGAAAUCAAUAUCCUUAAGAGUGCUUGUAGGAAAUCUGCAGUGCUAAAGAUUGCUUUAGAAGGCACACUAGCUAAAGUCUCAAGGGUUUCAAAGCACAGAUUGCCAGUACCCAUGUGUCUACAUGGUGACAGCAUGAAUUAGGUUGUAUGAAAAUAUUAGAUCAGCAGAACUUUUGUAGAAUGUUUGCCCAAUACUGCAAGAAAGAUAAGUGCAUAGACCCCCAUAGAAUCAAUACUGGGUUUGGCACAGCUAUUCUUCUUGAGUUUUGUGAAAAUAUAUAUUUUCUGCCACUAAAUUCUACCACUUAAGCUAUGCAACAUCUUAUAUCCUGGAGAGAGUUAGUGGAUAGCAUUUCACUAACUCUUUCCAGGAUAUAAGCCUUUGCAUAGCUUCAGAAUGCCUGAUUAAGAAAUUGACCUGAACCAAAAUCUUGGAUCUUAAACAACCUGGGAUCUUUGGAGUAUCUGAAAUCAGAAUUUUGCAAACGGGAAAAACCAAAAGCCUGGAUUCAAACCUUCUUAGGUCAUUUAAAAGUCUGGGUUUAUAGCCUGAACAGAAUUUUGUGGCUUGCUUGAGCCCCUUUCUAUUCUUAAUCGAAAAGUUGAUUAGAUAUGUGGCCUGCUCAUGAAGUUUGCGUCUUUUUUUUUCAGGUGGGUCAAACAUAUACUGCUCAUGUAUACAGUGCUAGUGUAACACACAGACCAAGCAGGAGCAUUUCUUCCAGUUGGAAGGUAUUCUGCUUUGUACGAUUAGAAUCUUUUUGAGAAGGUCAUUUUCCCAUAUGCCAUUUCAGCAAUACAAAAGGUGACUGUCACUCAAUACUGCCAGCAGUGGAUAUUUCAGUCUGCCAUUCAUAUAGCCAGCUACACAUGCUCCAUCCGUAAAUAAUACAACAAAAGUAUCAAGUCCUGGUCCUGUACCCACUGAAGUCAAUAGACAUUUUGCCAUUGGCUUCCAUGGGAGCAAGCCUGGGGCUUUGAAUAUGAUGAAUUAAAAAUUACCUAGAUGUAGUGGAAUUAUUGAUAUUAUUCAACAACUCUAGGUGCUCUGUUUUAAUAUGUUUAAUUUCCUCAAAACUUGCUUUAAUAAUGCAGUGUACCAUGAGCUAUUCAAGAUCUUUGGUUCUUUCUAAGGCAGAUACAGUUCCAGGCAAAACAUCCCAUUGUUUCGAAUUGUCUUGGUUCUCAAGGAGCAAAGUCAUCUUGCACAAGUUGUUUAUUUCAGCUGACUUUACUUGAGCAAGAGUGUAGUCCAAAGGAGUUUUCCAGUUUUACACAAUUUGCGCACAGAAGUAAUUUAAAGCUACCACAAAAAUUACUUGGCAGAUUUUUUUCCCAUAUGGACUCUCUUCUUGUUGGAUUUUAACAAGCAGCACAAAGAAAUAUGUGAACUAAUUAUUUUGUUUACAUAAUAAAUUGGCUAGAUGGCAUGUUCUAAAAAACACUGCCACUCAUUAGGUGAUAGUUUAAAAAUAAAUCCCCAAGAAGGGACAGGUUUUCAAAAGCAUUAUGCACACAAAUAAAUGCAUGCCUGACUUGGACAAGUAUAUAGGGUAAUUGCACACACAAAUCCACUAGAAACCUUGGUCAUCUCAACAUGCAAUUACUCAGAUGAAAUGUGAAAUCAUGGUACAGGUGUUCCCAUUAAGAGUGCCUAGCUGUUCUGGCACGCCCCUAAAUUAUCAGUUGAGCACCCUGCAUCAUUUCCCCAUUUUACAUAAUUAGGCUUUUCUUACCAUGAUACAUUAAUGUAUAAACCACACAGGAACUAAGGCUUUGAUCCUUACAAUGUGACACCCCCGUGGAAUUCCACAGAAGUCACAUUGCAGGAUCUGCCUGUUAAACAUGCUCUCUCUCCUAUUUUGGUGGAAGACUUGUUUUGUUUUUCUUUUUAAAUCCAUUGAUCUUACAUUUUCCUUCAAGAGCUAGGCUGGGUAGGGUGGGAUAGUAAUUUUUAUGUGUUUCAAGGGUUCUAUUGCUGCUUGCAUUAAGCUGUAUGCUUUUCUUCCUAAAGUUUAACACAUAGCUAAUUAGAUGUAUUUGUGUAUGUGCAUAUACACACAUAUGUUAUAUACUUGGGUUGCAAUCCUGCAACUGGCACCAAAGGGACAGAUCACUGCACCCGCAUGAUGUCAGCUAAAGGAUCAAGGCUCUUCAUACAUGUAUAUAAUAUAGACUACAUUUUAGUGGUUUUAUUUACAGCUACAUGUAGUCUGCUUAUACUACUGUAUCUGCUUUUCAUCAUUUUACAUGCAAAACAUUCGAUAAAUAAUAUAGUCUUAACUAACAUCAUAUUUAUUUCUGGAGAGAGGAAGGAGGAUCCUAAGAUACAGAGUUAUGCAGUUUUAUCUCUCAAAAAUGUUAUAGCUAUGCUGAAUAGCUUCAAAAUAUAUAGUACUAAAUUAUUUCUUUUUUUUUUUUUUUUUUUUUUGCUGAGCAGUGUUUUUCCAGUAUUAAUAUUGUUACAUAAAUAAAAAUUGCUCUCUUGCUCUCUCUGUAGAAACAUUAGGUUCACCUUGGAAGAGUUAAUAGCAUUUGUGAGUAAUUUGUUCUCACUUUAUCUGGAAAAUAGCCAUAUUUGCACAUGAGGAAAUUCUGUCUUUCCUCAGUUAUCUGAAUGUUUCACCACAGUGCCUUCCUGCUAUUGUACCAAAGGCCCUCCAAAUAUACUGUCCUCAGGGUGAACAACUCUAAUGCGUUUUCCAUCAAUGUUAUACCAUGCUAAGUACAUGGGGCUCAUUGUAACCCAAAGUUCGUCUAGCUGUCUUUUCCCCCACACAUACUUUUCCAUCCUAGCUUUGGCUGCGAAUUACAGGAUGCACUUCUAUAAACUGUUGCAUCAAUUAUAUAAAUACAUAAAAUAAAAUAAUCAUUCUUGAUACAUAAACAAUCUGAGAGCGUAAUGGGAGUUGACAGCUAUAAGGAAGAUUUUAUGUCAGCUACAAAUGUUGUAAGUAAAGUUUGCCAGGGGAGUAUUUGCUUGUGAAGAGAUUUGCAAUGAAAUAUGCAGCCCAGUUUUGUUUUUCUCCAUGAGAAUGAGCAAAAUGUAAGAUCUGAACAGCAGCAGUGGAUUGAAAGUGUCUAUUGUAUGUGUUUUUAUUGGUAGAAAGAAUGUAGAAGAGCCAUGUUUUUUGCACUUGCUUUAUUUGUAUCCAUGUAAAUAUGUAUUACUUCAUUCUUCUUGUAGGAAUACACCAUUUUCUGAAUGUAGUAUAUUUCCAAAGACAGCACUAUGUUAUUCUCUAUUGUAUAAAAAUGCUGCUGCUUGAUAAUAUAUCUAAAACAGUUCUCAAAAUUAGCUAGCAUGUUUUUUAAUAUAUUUUGUAAUCCAUAUCUUAAAAAAUAAAAGUGUCUAUGCUUUUUAUCUGCCCCAAAUAUGCAGCAUCUUUUGCAUUAGAAAUGGUAUUUAUAAAAGAUUGUUUUGCAUUUUUUCCAAGUGGAUUAAUUUCUCUAUGCAUUUGUUACUGAACUUUUCCCCUAUAAGAUAAAUGAUUUCAAGUUGGUAUUUGAUAAGUGUUCCAAAGACUCCAAAUGUGUUUUUGAACACAGUAUUUUUCUAAAUACUUCAGUGUGACUUGUUUUCCCAUGAAUCAGUUUCCAAAUUGCUACUUGUCACAGAACAAUUGUUUCUUACAUGGAUUCAAGAAAAUGUCUGCCUAAAUUUAAGAUAUAAAACUAGGUCACACACCACUAGGUUUGACCCAUUUUAAAUUAUGUGAUGGCUCAAUUUAGUAUCUACAUUGAAUGUUUGUUAUUUAUACUGUUUGUGCUUAUGGAAUUGGGAGAGGUGCCCACAUUGGAUUUAGAAAAAGUGAACCACAGAUUCCCCAAAACUCAGUUACUUAUUAUUUCCUAUGGAAUUUGUGGUGUGUUUUUUGUACUGUCCAUGAUUUCACACAUGCAAUUCUAAAGCAUUUAGUUUGAUAUGAAAAGGGAUAGAUACCAAUGUACCAAUUAGCUCUUAAUACAAUAUGAACUAUCCACUCCUUUGAACAUUUCACAUCAAGUUAGCAAACCUUUCUCUUACACCUGUGCUACUGUGUAAUCCCAGUGAAUGACAGUUGCUAACAAUUUGCUUAACCAGCAUCAAUCACCUGACUAUAGUCUAUGUAAGAUUUGUAAAAGCGGCAGAGUCCUGUGGCACCUUAUAGACUAACAGACGUAUUGGAGCAUAAGUUUUCGUGGGUGAAUACCCACUUCGUCAGAUGCAUGUAGUGGAAAGUUCUAGAGACAGGUAUAAAUAUGCAAGCAAGAAUCAGGCUAGGGAUAACGAGGUUAGUUCAAUCAGGGAGGAUGAAGCCCUCUUCUAGCAGUUGACGUGUGAACACCAAGGGAGGAGAAACUGCUUUUGUCGUUGGCGAGCCAGUCACAGUCUUUGUUUAAUCCUGAGCUGAUGGUGUCAAAUUUGCAAAUGAACUGAAGCUCAGCAGUUUCUUCGAAGUUUCUUCAUAUUUCUACCUACCUCUGAAAAUUUCCACUACAUGCAUCUGGCGAAGUGGGUAUUCAACCAUGAAAGCUUAGGCUCCAAUCCGUCUGUUAGUCUAUAAGGUGCCGCAGGACUCUUUGCCGCUUUUACAGAUCCAGACUAACACGGCUACCCCUCUGAUAUGUAAGAUUUGUUUAUCUAUUUUUUAAUUGUUCCUGGUGUAUAAUCCAAAGAAAUAAACUGGUACCUGACUAAUGUUGCAAUAAAGUUUCAAAUGCAGGUGCUGGUAGCUGUAUAUGAUCAUAUAGGCUGCCAACGAAAGGCAAUCAGGGGAAAAGUUUAUAUUAUGAGUUUCCUUCACUAACUCCCCUGAAACUGCUACAGAAAAGCUGGAAGAUUCCAGCAAUAAUGACCUAUGCAGAUGCUACAUGGAUAUAUUGAGUUUCCAAACAAUCCAUAUAUCUGUUGUAGAGUAGAUGGGUUAUUUUCAAAUAGUACUAAGGACUAGACUGCAAUGCUCAUACUCAUGCUGAGCAGUACCUUAUUACAUGAGCAGUCCAAUGGAUGUCGGAAGGUUGGAGACUAUGGGUGUAGUCAGGUGCUAUUCAGUGUCAGUAAGGGUGGCAUAAUUGGGCAAUAAGUAAGUAAAUCAAUUUUAAAAGUAACUAUGUUCAGCUAACACUCUGCAUUAAAUGCGGAUACUCACCUGAAGUGAAAAAUGACUUACAGACAUUUACUACUAAAUUGCUUGCGCAAAAGUCUAUGUUUAAAAAGUGAAGAGGGAUUUAUAUCACACACAUUCCUAUGCAAAACAUUGUUAACCUCCAAUUCAAUGAUUUUUCCUAUCUGUAAAAUAUUUUUAUAUAGCUUGUACUAUGAUAGUUAAGCAAUAAA